AUGUGCUCUCACUUUCCUUUCCUAACGCAGUCCGAGUUUGAGGACGCAUGUCAAGCUCUCUGCACUUCGGCCUCGAUUCGACUCCUCACAAAGCCAGGGACUGGCCUCAGGAUCACACAAUGUAUUAAUGUACCGAUACCGAUGCAAGCCACAGAUGAUCCAGAGGAGCAGGAAGACGAUCCGGAAGCUCUUGUUCGCAUCAGCCAGCCCAGUUUACAGGUAGAUUAUGACAUCCUGCUAUCCCCCACAUAUCAGGUCCCCGUCUUGUACUUCGGCCUGAGGUGGCACAACCACAGUCCGCUUGGACUCGACGCCGUCUACCAAUAUGUGGUGCCAGAACAGUACAGGCGAGAAUUGAAGAGUGUAGGUGUCAUGGGUGGAAUUAGUAUGGGUGUAGGUGCAAGCUCCAACCUCGUGACAAGAGCUCACGUCUUCGCGCAGUACCAUCCAGACUCUGGCGCCCCGGCAUUUUUUGUCCACCCGUGCAACACGGCCGAUGCCAUGGCGCAUAUUGCAGACCCACAGAGCGUCACUCCUGGGUCAUACCUACUCAUCUGGCUCAGUCUGGUGGGUCAUUGCGUGAACCUGCACGUCCCACGCGAGCUUUUCGCUUGA
Molecule: messenger RNA, 615 nt
Organism: Penicillium canescens
Lineage: Eukaryota; Fungi; Ascomycota; Eurotiomycetes; Eurotiales; Aspergillaceae
Product: ATG3/ATG10 family protein
Exons: 3
Coding region: 1-615 (204 amino acids)
Biological process (GO): protein modification by small protein conjugation; protein lipidation; macroautophagy
Cellular component (GO): intracellular anatomical structure
Molecular function (GO): Atg12 transferase activity
Source: RefSeq, a predicted model, not a curated record